ACAAAAACAGCGGUUCAGCAUAGCUAUUCUGAAAUAGUCACAAGCGAAGUCGCCUGUGAAUUCGCAGCGGAAUUAGCGCUACAUGAACAAUCGGUAUUCAGAAACAACGUGAAAUCGACACUAGCGCCGCCCGGGCGGAAACGCAGGUGAAGUGAACUAGAUAAAGUGAGAACUUGACAGUUGUUAUGAGGAUUUGGUAUUCAGAAACAAAUUCCGCCGCUAUUUCAGCAGUCGCUUCGAAUCCACUUACGAAUUCAUCUGUCAGAUUUUAGGUUACUAAAUUUCUAGUGAAAUCUUGUAUUGGUUGGUGUUUGUGUUUGGAUUUUCAUCGUUUUAUAAACAUGUCACGCUCCUUUCUUCUUCUGUAUUUAUUAAGGGAAGCCAAUGAUUUGGAUUUAUUUGCAUCUCGACGCCAAGCUCGGCGUGUCAGAAAUCUGCCCCUGCUGAAUAGAGGAGAUGACUAUGUGCGCCAAUACCGCCUUAGCGAGGACAUGAUAGAGGAGUUGCAGGAAGAAUUAUCUAAUCUCGUCAGUACUAGGACUAGAGGAAGUUUGAGCAUUAGGUUAAAAUUACUGUGCACUCUUGCUUUCUUAGCCACUGGGAGCUACCAAAGGAUUAUAGGAAGGAAUAUAGGUACCUUUAUGUCCCAACCAUCAAUAUCAAGAUCUAUUGAUGAGAUAGUAAGAUUGCUAAGUCAGCCGAGUAUAGUACGGAAGUAUAUACGCUUUCCCCAAAAUUCAGCUGAAAGGACAAGACUCAAAGAAAAGUUUUAUGAAAAGUUUGGCAUACCAGGUGUCAUAGGUUGUAUCGAUGGGACAUUUGUUGCAAUAAUAAGACCGCGACAAAAUGAGGAUAGGUUUUACUGCCGUAAAGGCUUUCAUGCAAGAAAUGUUUUAUUGAUCACAGAUGCGGAUUUAAAUAUAUUGCAUGUGGAUUCUUCGUUUGGUGGAGCUUCACACGAUAGCCACAUAUUUAAUAACUCGCCAAUAAAAUCUCACCUCGAGCAACUAAUAAAUUCUGGAGAGACUGCAUACUUACUAGGUGAUUCAGGUUAUCUUCAACGGCCCUAUUUAAUGAUCCCGAUAGCCAAUGCAGAAGACAACAGUCCCGAAGAGCACUACAACAAAUUGCAUGCAACAGCUCGAAACAGUGUCGAACGUGCUAUUGGUGUUCUGAAAGGUCGUUUCAGAUGUCUUCUUGCACAUAGGGUCUUACAUUACGCUCCUGAUGUGGCUGGGAGAAUUAUUACAGCAUGUUGUGUUUUGCACAACAUGUGUAAUAGAGCUGGUAUGCCUGCACCAGUUCUCAGUGUAGAAGAGGCCAGAAGGGAGAUUUCAAUGCAAGAAAGGGAACAGGUGGCAGAUUCCCUUCUUCAAGACCUAAACAUGGGUAGGGCAGCACGUAAUGACUUAGUCAAUGUUUUAUGGCGAGGGCGGAGAUAGUUUAUUUUGUAGGUGCGAAAGGUUUAAAAAUAUAAAAAUAACUCCUUUAAAAUAUGUAUUUAUUUAAAUUAAGCUAAGUAUUUUUUU
Messenger RNA from Aricia agestis (brown argus), 1529 nucleotides. Its product is annotated as putative nuclease HARBI1. The transcript is spliced from 6 exons. Lineage: Eukaryota; Metazoa; Arthropoda; Insecta; Lepidoptera; Lycaenidae. The coding region runs from base 342 to 1442 and encodes 366 amino acids. The record is from RefSeq and is a predicted model, not a curated record.